AUGGCGGACAAAAAUGACAACCUGAAGACCGGUCAUAUGGCGAUUGUCUUGGGGAUUGGUUUAGGUGUGGUGACACUGAUUGUGUUGAGCUUGAUCUUGACCAUCGUCAUCAACCGGCAUGAUCGCCAAGCAUUCCUUCGCUCUCGCAAAAAUCCAGACGAGCGCCUGAAGUCUCUCGACAAGGUUUCGCCCACCCGAACCCUCGAGGACUGGUGGGCCGUUACCAAAGGCAAAAUGGGACUUUCGGAGGCUGUGGACAGCCAGUUUGUUUGUGCUGUAUGCUUAGAGCAGGUCAACCGAUCGGAAGAAAUCCGUGAGCUACAGUGUCUGCAUGUCUUCCAUCGGGAAUGUCUGGAAAAAUGGUUCUUGGGGGACCAUUAUAAUUGCCCGCUGUGCCACCGUGCCUACUAUGUGCCGACUACUCGCCCACGGCAUGAAUUCGCGUGGAUAGUAUGA
Penicillium chermesinum is the source of this 456-nucleotide messenger RNA. RefSeq names its product putative RING finger domain protein. Bases 1 to 456 code for a protein of 151 amino acids. The record is from RefSeq and is a predicted model, not a curated record. Gene Ontology annotation, molecular function: ubiquitin protein ligase activity. Lineage: Eukaryota; Fungi; Ascomycota; Eurotiomycetes; Eurotiales; Aspergillaceae. The transcript is spliced from 3 exons. Gene Ontology annotation, biological process: protein ubiquitination.